AUGUCUUCUGCAACCACGAUCUCGUUUGGGGAGGCGAUUAAAGCAGUACGCGCCGUUGGGGAGAUCAUGAACCCAGAUGAUGAUUUCUACACGUUGGCUGCCGCUGAGGAGACAAUAGCCGCCACCGAAACCAAACGCAAGAAAGAACUAGAGGAGCUUCACGCCAACCUAAAAGCUCUUUCGAAGAUACGCGAUUCAGCUCGCCAAUCUGCGACGCGUCCCAACACGGUGCUCUCAGUCGAAAACCACAAUAGCACGCUGUCUGCUCUUGAUGAUAACCGACUUUCACUCGGAAAGUCAAUCAAAGAGACCGAGAGACUUGUCGCUAGCAAGGAGGAUGAGCUGGCUACUCUGAAGGAGAAGGUCAUACAAUUGGAAGAUCAGGACCCGGUUGCUGAACACCAACGGGAGUUGGACAGUGCUGCCCUCCGUCUUAUGAUUUACAAACAACUUGGCUUCGAGCCAGUUGUUGACAAACAGGGUCGAGUUACCAAGAUGCUCGUUCGUUCUCAAUCUGGCGACAUCCACGAUGUCUCCUUUAACACUGGAAAGACCGACAUGGAAUAUACUGCUGCCUUAUGGAAACAAAUGUGCUUAUAG
This is a messenger RNA of Mycena indigotica, 600 nucleotides long. RefSeq lists its product as uncharacterized. The record is from RefSeq and is a predicted model, not a curated record. Bases 1 to 600 code for a protein of 199 amino acids. Lineage: Eukaryota; Fungi; Basidiomycota; Agaricomycetes; Agaricales; Mycenaceae. The transcript has 5 exons.